Molecule: messenger RNA, 2059 nt
Organism: Gasterosteus aculeatus aculeatus (three-spined stickleback)
Lineage: Eukaryota; Metazoa; Chordata; Actinopteri; Perciformes; Gasterosteidae
Product: annexin A13
Cellular component (GO): vesicle membrane; plasma membrane; nucleus
Molecular function (GO): calcium ion binding; calcium-dependent phospholipid binding; phosphatidylserine binding
Source: RefSeq, a predicted model, not a curated record
AAACGGCAGUGACGUCACCCCUGCGGCACCGGACAGAGCUGAGUCCUUUCAGGAGAGAAGCCGACCCGACGUGACACAUCACGUCCAGAGCAGCACAAACGAACAGCUCCCGUCUGGACGCAGUGGUCCGGAACAAAGAUGGGAAACGUGCAGCCCACCAUAGUCCCGUAUGAGGACUUCGAUGUCACUGCUGAUAUCAAGGCCAUCAGACAGGCAUGUAAGGGUUUUGGCACCGAUGAAGAGGCCAUUAUUCAGAUCUUGGCCAAUCGCUCUGCGGCUCAGCGUGUGGAAAUCAAACAGGCGUACUUUGAGAAGUACGACGACGAGUUGGAGGAGGUCCUGAAGAAGGAGCUGACGGGUAGUUUUGAGAAGGCCACCAUGGCCAUGUUGGAGCCGCCUCACAUUUACUUUGCCAAGGAGCUGAGGAAGGCCAUGAAGGGGGCGGGGACGGACGAAGACGUGCUGGUGGAGAUCCUGUGCACAGCUACCAAUGAGGACAUCUUGAGCUACAAGGACACGUAUGCAAAGGUGCAUGAGCGUGACCUGGAGGCAGACAUUGAGGAUGACACCAGUGGAGACGUGAGGAACUUGCUGACGUCGCUGCUGCAGGCCAGCAGGGACGAGGGCUAUGAGGUGGAUGAGGGUUUAGCCGAGCAGGAUGCCACGUCUCUGAUUGAGGCAGGAGAAGGCAGAUUUGGCACCGAUGAGUCCACCUUCAACUUCAUCCUGACACGCAGAAACUACCUGCAGCUUCAGGCCACCUUCAAGAUCUACGAGUCGCUUUCAGGAACAGACAUUUUGGACACCAUUGACUCCGAAGCAACAGGAACUCUGAAGGACUGCUACAUAACGCUGGUCCGGUGCGCUAAGAACCCGCAGCUGUAUUUCGCCCGGCGCCUUAAUGCCGCCAUGAAGGGUCUGGGCACCGAUGAAGACACGCUCAUUCGGUUGAUCGUAGGCCGCUCUGAGAUCGACCUGGAGACGGUGAAGGACAUGUACCUGGAGAAGUACGACGUCACCCUUAAGGACGCCCUGGAUUCAGAGUGUGGUGGAGAUUUCAAGCGCCUCCUCAUCCAGAUCCUGCGCUAAAACUUCCUCCUGCAGGCCGCAUUUAACCAAUGUGACGCAGAAGUUCCUCUCAUCCUUCCUCCUCUUAUUUAUACUUUAUAUUACUCAUUCCCUUUCGUGGACGUCUUUCUGACGGUUCCCACUGCAGCACGGACCAAAAAAAACCCAAUUCAUUGUUAUAUCAUACAGCGUUUGACAAACGCAUUCAUAGUCGUUAACCAUUCAGCGGGAAUUGUCAUAUUUCUGUUCCAACAUACAAUGAAUGUGUGUGAAAUUCCCUUUAACAAUAUUAUGGCCGCGUUGUUAAAUGUGUGGAAGUUGUGCAGAUGAGCACUGUGUUUAUGUAUUUAUCCAAAUUAACCAAAGCUGCAAACAUUAAGAGGCUGCUGCUGCUCAACAUAGAUUAUGUGGCCGCUUAUCUUGGACACCUUGCUAAUUUCUCUGCCCAUGACCGACAAUUAACUACCAUUAUCCUCCAAUAUGCCUUUGAUAAGAUGAACGCAAUGCAAGUUUACUUUAUGCCUCAACACUUAAGUGCCGAAUUAUGUUUGAUCUUAUAUCUCUAUACUAAAUAUAUUACCACCUGCAUAUCAAAAGCUUACUCUUUUUAAGUACUUGGGAUUUUGUAAAUGUCCCUAAAUGUUGUGUGGGAUUUUUAACUGUUUGUAAUGUUAUUAGUCACAGCUAACACGCUGUCUCUCGUAUCUACACACUUUAUCACAGUUGCCUUUUUCCUAAUAGUUGUAGUCCUACAUAUGAGUGUGCAAUCAGCAUUGUAAGCUGAUAAUUCUAUUAUAGAAUGGAUUUCCUCGUAGCACGACCGCUGAUACCGUGUAUGUAAUUAGAGCAUCAUUGCUUUUAUUUAAACCUCAGAUUACAGAAGUGUAUAAGACUAAUAUAUACAAUUGUGUUGUCAUUCUGAAAGAAGUAACUGUCAACCUUAUCUAAUGUUAAAAAUGUGAAGUCAUAAUAAAUAUUAAUUCCACAAAAA